Messenger RNA from Amoebophrya sp. A25, 560 nucleotides. The record is from the annotation of a GenBank genome assembly. NCBI's taxonomy places the organism in Eukaryota, Dinophyceae, Syndiniales, Amoebophryaceae.
UCAAGUGCCGCUUUAAGGAUCGUCUUCUUUCACUAGUGAAACUCCUAUCAUGCAUCUUAACGGGAACAAGGCGGUAGCUCUCAGACUCAGUGUAACCCUAACACUCUUAGGUGGUCCUGAGUAACCCCACUCUUAAUAGGUCCUCUUGAAUGCUUCUAACCACAGUGUGCGAGAAGAACACGUACAGACGGCAAGGUAGAUUUCAUACCCAUCAUAGGUGCUUUCAACAACCACAAGUUCGAUGAGGCAGAACACACAGAAGAUGAACGAAGAACAACAACGUUGUGCUACCAAAUCCGUUCUUUCACAAAGGCAGAACAAGCAAAGAAAGCAAAAAGAUUAAGGCUGUUUUCUAAUCCAUCUCGUGAAGCAUGCUGGGAAGGCUUUCAAGGGGAAAAAAGUCUCUUCAGGAUGAUCUUCAGGAUGGACUAUUAUGGUGAGCGCUAAAAAGAGUCAGGUAUGUGAAGAACAUGCUGAAGAAAGGCCAGUCGGCUUGUGGGUACGAGUCUCUAGUGAUGCUCGCACCGAAGACGUUGAAUCAAAUCGCUACUGUAGUGGGA